UGGAGCCGCGUCUGUUCAGAGAAGAGAAGAUCAGAAACAGAGAAAAGCUCAGAGGUAAUUACUGAACAUCAACACUCACAGUUCACUGAGGAGAACAAGGAGAACCACACUGAUCUGAGAGGAACAGCUGCUGGGUUCUGCUUUAGGUUCUGCUGAAAGGCUCUGUUUGAUAAAGUCAGUCUGAUUCAGAGAGAUCAGACUCACCUGAUUUCAGCUAUGAGUCCAUGAAGAGUCAGUGAUCCACCAGGAUGAUCCAGAGAGGAGGACGGUUCUACUGAGAGGGCAGCAUUUCCAGUGUCCAGCUGUGUGUGGAGAAUAAAUCCUCAGUGAUGGAGCUUCAUCACUCCAGCAGUGGAGGAACAACCUCUGAUUCAAAAGUGAAGCGUGCAGGACCUCCAGAACCCAGCUGUGUGUCUGAGAAGAGUGACCGGUCCAUGGAGAACCCUCUUAAAUUCAGCACAGAAGGAGGAGAACCCAGCUGUGUGUCUGAGAAGAGUGACCGGUCCAUGGAGAACCCUCUUAAAUUCAGCAGUGGAGGAGGAGAACCCAGCUGUGUGUCUAUGAAGAGUGACCGGUCCAUGGAGAACCCUCUUAAAUUCAGCAGUGGAGGAGGAGAACCCAGCUGUGUGUCUAUGAAGAGUGACCGGUCCAUGGAGAACCCUCUUAAAUUCAGCGGAGGAGGAGGAGAACCCAGCUGUGUGUCUAUGAAGAGUGACCGGUCCAUGAUGUUUCCAGCACAGUCCAGUGGAGGGAGAGGAUCCUCUGACUCAGGGCAGCACUCCACACAAACAGCACUGCAGAUAAACACUCUAGCAGAUAUUCACCAACCAGUGGAUGAUGUUCUACACAGAGUCUUAGAGAGACACAAAACCAGCAUGAAGAACAAGUACGAGAGCCUAUUUGAGGGAAUCAGAACAGAAGAGAAUAAAACCCUCCUGAACAGGAUUUACACUCAGCUCUACAUCAUAGAGGGAGAGAGUGAAGGAGUGAAUGAAGAACAUGAGGUUCUACAGAUGGAGAAAACAUCCAGGAGACGCUUACAAGACUCUCCAAUCAACUGCUCAGACAUCUUUAAACCUCUACAAGGUCCUGAAGGAGAAACACGAGAAGAGACCAUUAGAGCUGUGGAGGCUGACAGACUCAGACACAGAGAAGGAGAAGAUAACAGACCAGAAGAGCCAGAGCUCAGAGCUGUUCUGACUAAAGGCAUCGCUGGAAUUGGAAAAACUGUCUCUGUGCAGAAGUUCAUUCUGGACUGGGCUGAAGGAACAGCCAAUCAGGAUGUGGAGCUCAUGUUUGUGCUUCCGUUCCGGGAGCUGAACCUGAUUAAAGAUGAUCAAUACAGUCUUCAUGGACUUCUGUGUGACUUCCAUCCUGAGCUCAAAGAUCUGGACCCAGAGAUUUAUCAUCAGAUCAAAGCUGUGUUUAUAUUUGAUGGUCUGGAUGAAAGCAGAAUUCCACUGAACUUUGAACAGUGUGAGAAAGUAUCUGACAUCACCAUGACAUCAUCAGUGGGUGUGUUGAUGACCAACCUCAUCAAAGGAGAUCUGCUUCCCUCUGCUCUGAUCUGGAUAACCUCCCGACCAGCAGCAGCCAAUCAGAUCCCUCCAAAAUACAUCAACCGUGUGACCGAAAUUCAGGGAUUCAGUGACCCACAGAAGGAGGAGUACUUCAGGAAGAGGAUCAGUGAUGAAGACCAAGCCCAGAGAAUCAUCUCCCACAUUAAGACAGUGAGGAGCCUCCACAUCAUGUGCCACAUUCCAGUCUUCUGCUGGAUCUCAGCCACUGUUCUUCAGCAGAUCAUGAAACAGCCUCAUACAGAAAUCCCUAAAACUCUGACUGAAAUGUACUCACAGUUCCUGAUCACUCAGACCAACAUGAAGAACGAGAAGUAUGAGGAGAAAGACGAGAGAGACCCAAAGAACCUGCUGGAGUCCAACAGAACCGUUCUUCUGAAACUGGCUGAACUGGCUUUCAAACAGCUGAUGAAGGGCAAUGUGAUGUUCUAUAAAGAGGACCUGAGAGAGAGCAGCAUUGAUGUCACUGAGGCCUCAGUGUAUUCUGGGAUUUUCACUGAGAUCUUUAGGGAGGAAUGUGUGCUUCACCAGAGGAAGGUCUACUGCUUUGUUCAUCUGAGCUUUCAGGAGUUCCUGGCUGCUGUUUAUGUGUUUCACUGCUAUGAGAACAAAAACAUGGAGGAACUGGAGAUACUUAACCCACAGUACAGUGAGUGGUCUGAGAAUGUUCCUCUGGAUGAGGUUCUGAUGGGAGCAGUGAAUAAAGCAGUAAAGAGUCCGAAUGGACACCUGGAUCUUUUCCUCCGUUUCCUGCUGGGCGUCUCACUGAAGUCCAAUCAGAGACGCCUGCAGGGUCUACUGACCCCAACACAGCGCAGCUCAGAGAGAACCAGAGAGCGCAUCAAGAGAUUAAUCAAAGGAGAUAAUUAUCGCAUCUCCACUGAGAGAUCCAUCAAUCUGUUCCUCUGUCUGUCUGAAAUGAAUGACCAGUCUCUCUCCAGAGAGAUUCAGGAGUAUCUAAACUCAGAGAGACACUCAGAGGUGAGACUCUCUCCUGGACAGUGUUCAGCACUAGCCUGCAUGCUUCUGACCUCAGAGGAGGUUCUGGAUGAGCUGGACCUGAAGAAAUUCAACACAUCUGAGGAGGGUUAUAGGAGACUGAUCCCAGCUCUGACUGUCUGCAGGAAAGCUCGACUAGCUGGGUGUCGUCUCACCACAAGUUCCUGUGAGAAUCUAUCAUCAGAUCUACAGUCUGUGAACUCGUCUCUGAAAGAGGUAGACCUGAGUAACAAUGACCUUCAGGAUUCAGGAGUGGAGCUGCUCUCUGCUGGACUGAAGCACUCGCACUGUAAACUGGAGAUGCUCAGACUAGCUAGGUGUCGUCUCACCACAAGUUCCUGUGAGAAUCUAUCAUCAGCUUUACAGUCUGUGAACUCGUCUCUGAAAGAGCUAGACCUGAGUAACAAUGACCUUCAGGAUUCAGGAGUGGAGCUGCUCUCUGCUGGACUGAAGCACUCGCACUGUAAACUGGAGAUACUCAGACUAGCUGGGUGUGGUCUCACCACAAAUUCCUGUGAGAAUCUAUCAUCAGCUCUACAAUCUGUAAACUUAUCUCUGAAAGAGGUAGACCUCAGUAACAAUGACCUUCAGGAUUCAGGAGUGGAGCUGCUCUCUGCUGGACUGAAGCACUCGCACUGUAAACUGGAGAUACUCAGACUAGCUGGGUGUGGUCUCACCACAAAUUCCUGUGAGAAUCUAUCAUCAGCUCUACAAUCUGUAAACUUAUCUCUGAAAGAGGUAGACCUCAGUAACAAUGACCUUCAGGAUUCAGGAGUGGAGCUGCUCUCUGCUGGACUGAAGAACUCGCACUGUAAACUGGAGAUACUCAGACUACAUAUCUGUAGUCUCGGUGCGAAAGCUUGUGAAAAUCUGGGAUCCGCUCUACAAUCACCAAACUCCUCCCUGAGAGAGCUGGACCUCAGCAACAAUGACUUGCAGGAUUCAGGAGUGGAACUGCUCUCUGCUGGACUGAGGAGUUCAUUCUGUAAACUGGAGACUCUCAGAUUGUCUGGCUGUAUGGUUACAGAUGUAGGCUGUUCCUCUCUGGCUUCAGCUCUGAAAUCCUCCCACCUGAGAGAACUGGAUCUGACCUAUAAUCAUCCAGGAGAGUCAGGAGUGAAGCUGCUGUCUGUUCUACUAGAGGAUCCACACUGUAAACUGGAGAAACUACAGGUGGAUCAUGGAGGAAAGAUCAGGAUCAAACCAGGACUGAAGAAAUAUGCUGUUCAUCUCACUCUGGAUCCAAACACAGUGAACAGUCGUCUCUCUCUGUCUGAGGGGAACAGAAAGGUGAAGUGGGUGAGAGAAGAUCAGUCGUAUCCAGAUCAUCCAGACAGAUUUGAUCAUUAUCCUCAGGUUCUGAGUGUGGAGAGUCUGACUGGACGCUGUUACUGGGAGGUUCAGUGGAAUAAAGACGCUGAUAUAUCAGUAUCAUACAGAGGAAUCAGGAGGAAAGGAGGCAGUGUUGACUGUGAGUUUGGAUCCAAUAAACACUCCUGGAGUCUGAUCUGCUCUGAUAACAGUUACUCUGUCUAUCACAAUAAACAGAGAACUGAUCUACCUGCACCCCCCUCCUCCACUAACAGAGUAGGAGUGUAUCUGGACUGGGGGUCCGGCACUCUGUCCUUCUACACCAUCUCCCCUAACACACACACACUGACCCACCUACACACAUUCACCACCACAUUCACUGAACCGCUCUACGCUGGAUUCUGGAUUUAUGACUCAGUGAAUCUGUGUGAGACAGAAUAACCUCUACAGAGAGAGAGAGACACAAACACAGAGAGAGACAGAAAGAGAGAAAACAGAGGGUGGGCAGAGAGAGAGUGAGAGAGAUAGACAGUGAG
Messenger RNA from Colossoma macropomum (tambaqui), 4423 nucleotides. RefSeq names its product NACHT, LRR and PYD domains-containing protein 12-like. The record is from RefSeq and is a predicted model, not a curated record. Gene Ontology annotation, molecular function: protein binding. The transcript has 13 exons. Lineage: Eukaryota; Metazoa; Chordata; Actinopteri; Characiformes; Serrasalmidae. The coding region runs from base 330 to 4328 and encodes 1332 amino acids.